CCUUUUUCGUUUCCUCAGGGUUUUCUUGUUUCAGGGACCCUUCAGCUGAGAGAAUCCUGGUUUUUGACUGAGCAGCUAAGAUGGCAGUAAACGGUAAAAUCGCAGUCGUGACUGGAGCAGCGAUGGGAAUAGGAAAAGCAAUAACGGAGAUACUCCUGGAAAACGGUGCCAAGGUUGCCCUCUUGGAUGUGAAUGAAACAGCUGGAAAGAGUUUAAUCGAGGUCCUCAAAAAACAAUAUGGGCUAGAGAGAACUUUGUUCCUGAACUGUAAUGUGGAAUCAGAAGAGCAGAUCAAAGCUGCCUUACAGAAAACUGCAGAAGCCUUUGGUGGGAUAGACAUCGUUUGCAACAACGCUGGCCUGUUGAAUGAGGAAAUGUGGGAGAAAACUGUCGCUGUAAACCUCAUGGGUGUUAUCAGGAUGAGUUACCUGGCUCUGGAGCACAUGAGCAAGUUGAAUGGAGGUCGUGGCGGGGUCAUCGUCAAUAUUGCAUCUUUGGCAGGUCUGGGCCCUGUACCAAGCUGUCCUGUCUACACUGCCACCAAGCACGGAGUGGUCGGCUUCACUCGAGCCAUGGCGGCUGCCUCUACCGCUUCAGGUUAUGGCAUACGGUUCAAUGUUCUUUGCCCAAGUUUUGUCCAAACUGACCUCUUAGUCAAUACUACAUCCAAUCUUGGGCAAUUCUCCCACCUGGCUGAUGCAAACAAACAGCUUGAAGACAUGUUUGGGAUAUUAAAUACGUCUGAGGUAGCAGAGUGCGCCCUGGAGCUGAUGAAAGACGAGACGAAGAAUGGAGAUGCCUUAUCGUUGAUCCCUAAAGGAAAACAAUACAUAACUUUUCCAUCUUUCAGUUAGAAGCUCCCUGCAAUUAAAUCCACAACGCCAGCAUUGGCAGGUAUUGUAGUAUUGGAUUUUAUAAUCAAAACUGCAAUGCUUCUCUUCUUGAAAGCACAAAAUAAAAAAACGAAAUGCCUCAAGUGCCUUUGAUUACAACUACAUCAGACAAAUAAUUGUAUUGAAAAUGUCUUAAUAUUGUCGACAAUGUACAUGGGAAGUCUAAGCUGGCCGCUGUUGCCACUUCUUCUCCUUUCAUUAAUUUUGCUAGUACUGCUGAAAUAAAAUAUUUGCUUUUGGUUACAAUA
Messenger RNA from Trematomus bernacchii (emerald rockcod), 1141 nucleotides. RefSeq names its product 15-hydroxyprostaglandin dehydrogenase [NAD(+)]-like. The coding region runs from base 81 to 854 and encodes 257 amino acids. Gene Ontology annotation, molecular function: oxidoreductase activity, acting on the CH-OH group of donors, NAD or NADP as acceptor. NCBI's taxonomy places the organism in Eukaryota, Metazoa, Chordata, Actinopteri, Perciformes, Nototheniidae. Gene Ontology annotation, cellular component: cytoplasm. The transcript has 7 exons. The record is from RefSeq and is a predicted model, not a curated record.